AUGGAAGCCGUACCAACCAUGGAAGAAGGUCGUCCAGGUGUAAAUGGCGAAGAACAAAACUGUAGAUUUCCAGGUGCUCCAGCACAUUCCAGUGUUAGAUUUUCAAAUGAAACCCUAGGACCAGGUACAAUAGCAACUUACACUUGUGAACGAGGAUUUGAACUUCUUGGUCCUUCUAGAAGACAAUGCGACAAUGGGGUCUGGUAUCCCGAGGGAAUACCGUUUUGUGUGUUGAAUGUCGCUGCUGGAAAGGCGCCAAUGCAAAUUAGCACAGAGAACGGAGGAAUCCCACAGAAAGCUAUUGAUGGAAGCACAAGUGCUUUCUUCAAUGCGGAAACAUGUACGUUAACAAAAUCUGAACGAACUCCUUGGUGGUACGUGAACUUAUUGGAACCUUACAUGGUACAGUUGGUCAGACUUGAUUUUGGAAAACCUUGUUGUGGUUUAAAUAAACAAGCAACAAUAGUAGUUCGAGUAGGCAAUAACCGACCAGAUCUUGGUACAAAUCCAAUUUGUAACCGUUUCACUGGUUAUCUGGAAGAAGGUCAACCACUUUUUCUUCCUUGCAAUCCACCCAUGCCGGGAGCAUUCGUUAGUGUCCAUUUAGAAGCAUCAACUCCGACCCAAUUAUCAAUUUGCGAAGCUUUCGUUUACACUGAUCAAGCACUCCCGAUCGAAAGAUGUCCCCAGUUUAGGGACCAACCACCUGGAAGUACCGCUACGUACAAUGGAAAAUGUUACAUUUUUUAUAACAGGCAACCUUUAAUGUUCCGUGACGCUAUGGCAUUCUGCAAGAGUCGUGGUGGAACUUUAGUGAACGAAAGUAAUCCUGCUUUACAAGGAUUCAUCAGUUGGGAGUUAUGGAGAAGACAUAGAACGGAUGCUACGGGUCAUUAUUGGAUGGCUGCAGUAAAAGAUAACGUUCAAGGUGGUUGGCAAUGGUUGGGUGGUGAUGAAGUAUCCGUUUCAUUUUGGAAUGGUAAAUUAGGAUCUGGAAAUUGUGCGCGAUAUGAUGGUGCUAAAGGAUGGCUAUGGUCUGACACUGAUUGUAAUACUCCUUUAAAUUAUAUUUGUCAACAUCAACCAAAAGCUUGUGGUCGUCCUGAACAACCACCAAAUUCCACAAUGGUAUCAGAAAACUUUAAUGUCGGUGCUAAUGUUGAAUACACCUGCGAUGAAGGUCAUUUAUUAGUAGGUCCAAGUGUUAGAACAUGUUUAGAUACUGGCUUCUAUAAUGAAUUUCCUCCGGUUUGUAAACGAAUUCAUUGCGGUUAUCCCGCUGAUAUUGCAAACGGAGAAUAUGCGUUAGUAAAUGAUAGCGUUGGGUAUAUGAGUCGUGUUGUUUAUUCCUGUUACGAUGGCUUUAAAAUGAUUGGAAGGGCUCAAUUAACCUGCGACAUCGAUGAACGAUGGAAUGGGCCACCACCAAAAUGUGAUCCUAUCGAAUGUGGACCUCCACCAAGCAUUGAUAACGGUAUUUUCUCACCAUCUCUACAAAACCAAGAAUAUAUCUUUAGCACUUCCGUUGAAUAUUUAUGUAAACCUGGUUAUUCAUUAGUUGGAAAUAAUAAAAUUACUUGUAUGGCUAAUGGACAAUAUGAUCAACCAUCUCCAAUAUGUCAAGUUAUUAUUUCUGAAACAACAACCAACACCCCAAAACCAUUAAUCGUAACAAUUUCGGCACGACCAACGACAAUCAGAACGCGUAGGCCAACAAAACCUGUACCAACAACAAUAAUUAGCGUCGAGGAUAUCGUAAGAAUAACGGAACGAACGAAAAGGCCAACGUACCCAAAAACAACUACGAUGGUAACACAAAAAGCGGAUACAACUUCUUUCGUAUCCACUCCAUUCAUUCCACCUUCAAUAUUAGCGGGACAUCCCCAAGAUAACGAAAUCGGGGGAAGUUCUAACAUUCAACAGGGAGAAUCGCCGAAUAUAAAUGUUCCGUUAUCUAUCGAUGGCGAAAGGAGGGACACUUACGGGGCAAAAUUAAAUUUGGGAGCGAUUAUUGCUUUAGGAGCUUUUGGAGGCUUCAUCUUUCUGGCAGCUAUUAUUACUACAAUAGUUGUUUUAGUUAGGAGAAACCGAAGUGCAAAACAUUAUAGACACAGAGCAUCCCCAGAUUGUAACACAGUGGCAUCGUUUGAUUCGUCCAGUUCAGAAUCGAGAAACGGCCUAAAUCGAUACUAUCGUCAAGCAUGGGAGAAUCUGCACGAAUCGGCAGGAAGCAAAACAGGCCUGAAAGUAGCUGCCAAUGGUAAUCAUCAACCGCUAAAACGGAAGGAAACCCUCGAUGAACCGUACAGAAAUGGAGAACGACAACGGGACGGUUCGGAACUGGUCGUAUCCGAUUCCACGGCUUUUAACGGCAGUGGAAAAUCGGCUGAAAAGAAGCGCCAUCAUCAUCAUCACCAUCACCAUGAUUUAAGACAGCAUAAAGAAGGAAGGGAGUGGCGCGAAUCUAGGCCGCCGCCACAACAACAUAGGGACCAGAAGAGAUAUUGACAACCUUGCAUGAUUAUUACAGUACAAUUUGAGGAGGAGUAAAUAAUAAUAAUAAACGAAUUACACAUCUAAUUUUGAAAUAAAAUGGAUUUCUUUCUAUUUAUUUUUAGUCAACUAUUUAGCGUUUACUGGAUUAUGAUUUGAAAUAUUUUUUGUAUAUAUUAUUAUCAUUAUUAUUAAUUUGAUGCUAGUUUUUUUUAAAUUUUUUGCAUUAUUAUUUAAAAGAUAUUUAAAAAAGUUAAGUAAAACUAUAAUAGUUGAAUCCCUUGGCCUUUCUUUUAAUGUAAUAUACUCGAGUUAAACUUCAACUAUGUACUUUUAAAGAAUGAAGUAAUUUACCAAAUGCGGUGGUCUAAAGUAAGGCUAAUGAGAUUCACGUAGAGCGACUUCGUAUUAAAAAACGACUGAUUAUUUGGUGGAGAUGUAUAAAGACCAAAAUUUAACUUAAUUUUUAAUUAUCAAUUCACUUAUAUUUCAUGUUUAAGUUAUUCAUAGCGUAAACUAUUGAUAUCUAAUUAUCUAAUAUGUUAGAUGGGAAAGAACCACUCGUUAGUGCCAUUUGAGAAAGGCAAACCCACAUCUUAUCAACAUCUUAAAUAUUAUUUUUAUCGCACAGAAUUUUUCAAUUUCUAUUUUUUAUUCUCGUUCUUUCCAUAAAAAAUAUCUCUUAAGGUACUAUCUUUAAGUUAUAUAAGCAAAAAUGUAAUAUAUGUUGGAUUAAUAUAUUUAUGAACAUUUAA
Messenger RNA from Onthophagus taurus, 3248 nucleotides. The record is from RefSeq and is a predicted model, not a curated record. Lineage: Eukaryota; Metazoa; Arthropoda; Insecta; Coleoptera; Scarabaeidae.